CCAUAACCCAGGUCCAUGGGGCCACGUCAGUGUCUUGCCUGCCUGCCUGCCAGCGCCCAGCGGCGCCGAUCAACCUGCCCCACCGGCCGUUUGCCCAUCCCCGUCGCGGCCAACCGCGCCCGCGCCGAUCCCAGCCCUGUUCCGCCCCGUCCCCGUCCGUUCCUUAUUAAACCGACGGUUGCCGCGCGCCCACUCCACCUCGAAACGCCCGAACAAGGGACGAGGCACGUCCGCGCCGCGCCCGGCUCCCACUCACCAGCACUCACUCACUCUCACUCCAGAGGCUCCACCCACUGCCCCAACCAACGCAAAAGUACCCCCAUGGCCGUCGCCGUCGCCGUCCUCGCAGCAUGUACCCUCACGCUGCUGGCCCAGGCGCCGCCGGCGCACGCGGCGGCGGGCGGCGGGCGGUGCGCGGGGGAGUCGUUCUCGGCGAACCGCGCGUACGCGGCGUGCAACGACCUGCCCCGCCUGGGCGCGUCCGUGCACUGGACCUACGACCGCGCGACGGGGGACCUCUCCGUCGCCUUCGUCGCGGCGCCCGCCGCGCCCGGCGGGUGGGUGGCGUGGGCGAUCAACCCGACGGGCGACGGCAUGGCGGGCGCGCAGGCGCUCGUCGCGGGGCCCUUCUCCUCCUCCGGCGGCGGCGGCAGCGCUGGCGCGUCGUGGGCCGUCCGGACGUACAACGUGACCGGGUACGCGCUCGGCGAGCCAGGCCCCAUCGCGUUCCCGGCGUCGGACCUCGCCGCCGAGAUCGGCGCCGACGGCCGCGUCAGGGUCUUCGGGAGGCUCGGCCUCGGCGCCGCCGGCUACGGCGGGGGCGUGCUGAACCAGGUGUGGCAGGUCGGCGCCGCCGUCUCCAGCGGCGGUGUCCCCGCGCCGCACGCCAUGGGCGCAGACAACCUCGCCGCUAAGGCCAAGCUCGACGUGCUCAGGGCCACCACCACCGCCGCCGCCGGAGUCGACAGCGCCACCAGGAAGCGCAAUAUCCAUGGAGUCCUGAACGCCGUGAGCUGGGGCGUGCUGCUGCCCAUGGGCGCCAUCUUCGCCAGGUACCUCAAGACGUUCCAGGCGGCAGACCCGGCGUGGUUCUACCUCCACGUCACGUGCCAGCUGAUGGGCUACGCCGUCGGCGUCUCCGGCUGGGCCACCGGCAUCCAACUCGGCAAGGAGUCCAAGGGCGUCACCUACACCGAUCACCGCAACAUCGGCAUCGCAGUCUUUGCUCUCGGCACCCUUCAAGUUCUGGCGCUGUUCCUGCGGCCGAAGAAGGAGCACAAGUACCGGGUGUACUGGAACAUGUACCACCACUCGGUGGGGUACACCGUCAUCGUGCUGGGCAUCGUCAACAUCUUCAAGGGCAUGAACAUCCUGGGCGUGGAGCAGCGGUGGCGGACAGCCUACAUCGCCGCCGUCUGCGUGCUGCUCAUCGCCGCCGCCGCGCUGGAGGCCGUCACGUGGGGCGUCGUCCUCAGGCGCCGCAAGGCCGAGAGCAAGACCUUCAACAGCGCAUCCAACGGCCACCUGCCACAUUCCGUGUGACUGUGUGAGCGUGCAAUGUGCAUGAGAAGAAAAAAAAAAGUUUUGUUUUCUGGGGUCCCUCUAGCUCUGGCUCUGGCUCGCAUGUAUGUAUGUAUUUAUCGGCAUACUAUCGCUAGUGGCGUAUGUGACUACGGGCAGACGAUAGUAGGUUUAGAGUUUUCUGGGGUUUUGCAUUGGCCUGCCGGCUGUUGUAUGUCCGUUUUGGACGGUUUUCUGUAACUCUGCAUACGUCGCGCUGGAGUCUGAGCUGUAGCGAUCAUGUAGUACUGUAUGUUGGCAUUUUGUUUAUGUAUGUAUUCCUUUUUAGUGCUGAGUU
Sorghum bicolor (sorghum) is the source of this 1858-nucleotide messenger RNA. RefSeq names its product cytochrome b561 and DOMON domain-containing protein At3g25290. NCBI's taxonomy places the organism in Eukaryota, Viridiplantae, Streptophyta, Magnoliopsida, Poales, Poaceae. The transcript has 3 exons. The record is from RefSeq and is a predicted model, not a curated record. Bases 16 to 1542 code for a protein of 508 amino acids.